This is a messenger RNA of Nezara viridula (southern green stink bug), 9418 nucleotides long. NCBI's taxonomy places the organism in Eukaryota, Metazoa, Arthropoda, Insecta, Hemiptera, Pentatomidae. The record is from the annotation of a GenBank genome assembly.
AUGUAUACCAUAACGCAUAGCAGACAACCCGACUGCCCGGAAGGUAGCACAGAUUACAGAACUGAGCAGUGUGCGGCUUACAACAGCGUUGAAUUCGAAGAGCAGUAUUAUGAUUGGAUUCCUUAUACCAAAGCAGAGAACAAAUGCCAGUUAAAUUGUAUGCCCAGAGGAGAGAGGUUCUAUUACAGGCAUAAAGAUAAAGUUGAGGAUGGUACUCUUUGCUCAGAGGACAGCUUGGAUGUGUGUGUUGAUGGUGUGUGUAGGCCUGUGGGAUGUGACAGGUUGUUAGGGUCCACAACUAAAGAAGAUGUAUGCCGUGUUUGCGGUGGUGACGGUAGCUCAUGCACUACAACAAACGGCAUAGUAGAAGACACUGGAUUUACCACAGGUUACAAUGAUCUAUUUCUUAUUCCUGCUGGAGCUACCAACAUUAAAGUUGUGGAAAAGAGACCAUCAAACAAUUAUUUAGCUAUUAGAAACAAGACCGGUCAUUACUACUUAAAUGGAGACUGGAGAAUAGACUUCCCAAGAAGUUUGAAAUUUGCUGGUUCCACAUUCACCUACAGCCGCAAAAAACCAUUUGGUAUUUCUACACCUGAAUCAAUCACUGCUUUAGGUCCAACUAAUGAAGUUAUUUAUGUUGUAUAUUUUAUGAAUAAUAAUAAAACAACAUUUUUUAGCUUUUAUAUCAAGAACGAAAUCCUGGUAUUGAAUAUACAUACAGCAUUCCCAAAGGUACAGUUCAUGAAGUAUCACGUCAGGGCUACAGGUGGCAAUUCGGUGAAUGGUCUGCAUGCAAUACAACUUGUGGCAGUGGUUUUCAAGUGCGAGAAGUAUGGUGUGCACUUCGCCAUGAUGCAAGUAAGGCUUCAAACGAGCUUUGUGAUCCUACCACUGUGCCUGCUUCUGUUCAAAGAUGCUCACUCACUUCAUGCCCUCCCAAAUGGACUACAUCUGAUUGGUCAUCCUGCUCUGUUACCUGUAGCGCAAAUGGAACAAAAACCAGACAGUUUUAAAUAUAUUCAUAUUCAAUUGCUUCAGGUUUACUGUACACAAGAUGACGGCUCUGGACAAACCACUCUAGUCGAUGAUACAGUUUGUGCAGAAGCUGGGUCUAAGCCCUCAACAACACAGGCAUGUGAAGAAACUACACCUUGCCCUACCUGGCAUGUUGGACCAUGGAAACCAUGUGACCGUUUGUGUGGAGAUGGCAAGCAAAGGAGAGAUGUCCACUGUUACAGUAAAAUAGACAAAAGGAUAGAAAUCUUGGAUUAUUCUCAGUGUGGUGGGCUAAGGCCUGAAUCCGAGAAGCCUUGUAAUUUAAGACCUUGUGAUGGUGUGGAUUGGAUUACAAGUAAAUGGUCAGGGUGCAGUGAUAAAUGUGGUCUUGCAUUUGAAACUAGAACUGCUUAUUGUGGCAGUAAAGAUGGAAAACCAUAUCCUGAUUCUAUGUGCCAUGAAUAUCGCAAGCCAAAAUUAGUUCAGAAUUGUACAUAUGUACAAUGUGCAAGUCAGUGGUAUGCAUCCCAAUGGAGUGCUUGCUCAGCAAAAUGCGGUACCGGAGUUCAAACAAGGUCAGUAUUCUGUGCUACAUUUGAUGGUGAUACUUUCAAGAAAGUUGAUAAUUCAAAAUGUGAUGCAGCAAAAAAAUACGAAGAAAAACAAGAAUGUAAAGUUGAAGAUGAAUGUAAAGGUGAAUGGUUUUACGGACCUUUCUCAAGUUGUAGCAAACCUUGCGGUGGUGGAAGGAUGACCAGAAAGAUAUUGUGUGUGAAAGAUAAUCAAACUGUUAGCAUUAAAGAGUGUUCAGUCGAUAAUAUUGAAACUGCAACCGCAGAUUGCAAUAUGCACGCUUGUGGAGAAGAUGAAAUAAUUCCUGUGGAACCAACCCAAGUCAUCAGUGAGGAUUAUGAUGAAUGUGAAGGUGAAGAUUAUGAUUAUGAAAUUAUAACUGAAGGCAGUUAUAUUAAAGUCAACACCAAAUUGGACUCAAGCACUGAAGAUGGCCUUAUAACCUUAACUGACAAAGAAAUAAAAGAGAUAACUGACAUGACUGAUGAAGACGAAGGUUCUGGAGGCUUCUCUGAGGAUCUGAUUACUAUUAGUUCUGCCAAACCCACUACUGAAAGCAGCCUCAGAACUAGCCAAGUUCCAGUAUCUUCCGUCCCACCUUCAACUGAGUUUGGUACUUCAGCUGGAAUUAGUGAAAUUCCAUCUUCACCCCUUGUAACAAGUUCACCAUCUUUGACAACCAGUGCUCCUGAAGUGUCUGGCUCUUCUCUUGUAACAAGUGGUUCAUCAGUUGCUGCAAGCUCUAGUAUUGAGCCUUAUACUUCAGUUGUAACUGAUAUUCCUAUAGUUUCUCAAAGUCCAGGAGUAUCUGACAUUUCUCUUGUAAGUGAUGUAAAUCUAGAGGUUACUAGCCCUAGUGGAAAAUCUGAUGUAACUGAUUCAUCACCUAUUGCUUCAUCUGAAAAGCCAGAUUCAGGUUCUUCAGUUUCGAUGUUAGAUGAAGUCUCUUCUACUUUGAGUUCUGUGAGCAAGAGUGAAACUAGUUCAGAAUUAGCAACAGAUGUUACUGAUUCUAGUCAGUCUGUUUCCAAUGAGGAUAUUUCUACUACUGGAAAUCCUGCAUCAUCUAGUGAGGGGAUAUCUUCUGAAAUGCCUCUCAGCGAUCAAUCAGCUGGUGAAGGUAGCUCAGUCCCAUCAGAAUCUACUUCAACAGAUUCCACAGAUCUUGCACAAACAAGCUCUGAUAGUUCUUCUCCUGAAAGCACUACGCUUGACUCAGAAUCCUCUAGCUCCCCAUCAACAUUGAAUACGUUAUCUUCAGAAGAUGUUACCAGUUCUUCUUCGAGUGAAGCCUCAACUGAAAACACUAUUGUGGCCUCAACUGAUGUGGGGAUUACAGAAAUCUCAGGUGGAUCUAGUCCUGCAUCAUCAGAAGUAUAUGGUACAUCAACUGAAAGCUUUGGAAUAACUUCGAGUAUUAUUGGGUCAUCUAUAUCAUCUUGGUUUUCUGCUAGUUCGUCUGUAUCAGAAGAUGUUACAGAAACAAGUUCAGAAUCUAUAAUCGCCAGUUCAACAGCUGGUGAAUCAAGUUCUGUAUCUAUGGAAACAAAUUCAGUAGCUACUGGUAUGAGUUCCUCGGCUGUUGAGACAAGUUCGGUAGUUGCUGAUAUGAGUUCCUCGGCUGUUGAGACAAGUUCCAUAGCUGCUGGUAUGAGUUCCUCGGGUGUUGAGACAAGUUCAGUAGCUGCUGGAAUGAGUUCCUUGGGUGUUGAGACAAGUUCGUUGCCAGGAGAGACAAGUUCCUUGUCUUUAGAAACUAGUCAACUACCAGUUUCAUCUUCUGACCAUAGUACAUCUGGUCAAGAGUUAGUAGAAAGUACAACUUCUGAAAUCUUGUUGUCCAGCCAGACACCAGCUACUUCAUCAGGAGCUACUAGUUUGGGUGAGACAUCCACAGAGGUUGAAGUUUCAGAAUCUACCACUGCUGAAGUUGAAGUUUCCUCAGAGUCAUCAAUUAAACCAUUAUCCACUGCAAGUCCAAGCUCAGACAAGCCUGUAGAAAGUACUAAAGUAGAAACUACUUCCUACAUAAAAGCUGUAUUUAACGUGACAACCCCAAGUUCACGUGAGAAAGCUUUAAAGAAAGAACAAAGAUUGAAGAAAUGUAAAAGACGGCCAAGACGUAGUAAGUGUUUCACUUCUGAAUUUGGCUGUUGUCCAGACAAUAAAACUCCUGCAAAAGGACCGUUUGGUCAAGAUUGUCCGAGGAUUGAGACAUGUAAAGACACUGAGUUUGGUUGUUGCCCUGACGGUGUAUCUCCAGCUAAAGGGCCCAAAGAAAAAGACUGCCCACCAACUUACUGUGAGCUAUCUCUGUUUGGUUGUUGUCAAGAUGGAAUCACACCUGCUCUGGGUAACGAAUUCUAUGGAUGCCCAUUUGAAGAGACUACUAUUUCUCUGGAUUGCAGCUCUAGCGAAUUUGGCUGUUGCCCUGAUGGUAUUUUGUCCGCAACUGGACCUGAUAACCAAGGUUGUCCAAGCUGUAAUGAAACAUCUUAUGGCUGCUGUCCUGAUGGAAUUACAUCUGCAUUAGGCCCUGAUGGAAUGGGAUGCGAUGAUGAAGUUGUGAUGAGUACUACUGAAUUCCCUGAAAAUGUCACUGAAAUAACUUGUGAAAAUUCAACAUAUGGUUGUUGCCAAGAUGAUAUGACGCCAGCUUUAGGUGCUGACUUUUUAGGUUGUCUAUGCAGCAAAUCGCAAUUCGGAUGCUGUCCCGAUGGUAACACUACAGCAACUGGACCAAACAAUGAAGGUUGUCCAACGCCUCCUCCAGCAUGUGCUGCUGGACCAUAUGGAUGUUGUGACGAUAACAUCACUAUGGCUCAUGGACCGAAUAAAGAAGGCUGCUGUCUUCUAUUACCUUAUGGAUGUUGUCCUGACAAUAUUGUUCCUGCUCGGGGACCAAACUUCCAAGGUUGUGGUUGCGAAUAUUCUCCAUAUGGAUGCUGUCCUGAUAAUAAGACAGCUGCUCGUGGGCCUUCAAAUGAAGGUUGCGGCUGCCAGUAUACAGCCCAUGGCUGCUGCCCUAAUAAUUAUACCCCAGCCGCUGGACCUGACUAUCUGGGCUGUCCUUGCCACACGUUCCAGUUUGGUUGUUGCCCUGAUGGGGUCACUACUGCUAGGGGUCCUCGCCAUCAAGGUUGUGGAUGUGAGCAUACAGAAUUUGGUUGUUGUUCUGAUGGAAGAACUCCAGCUCCUGAUGCUUCUCAAAAUUGCACCUGCGCAGCCUCUAAAUACGGUUGCUGCCUGGAUGGAAUUAAAGCUGCAGAAAAUGAUGAUUUCGGAGGAUGUGACAUUAAACCAGUUCAUAAAGGAGAAUUCUGCUCGCUACCAAAGGCUUUGGGAGAAUGCCGCAAUCUCACUAUUAAAUGGUAUUUUGACAUGGAAUAUGGUGGAUGCUCUAGAUUUUGGUAUGGAAAUUGUGGUGGCAAUGGUAAUAGAUUUUCCAGUAAUGAAGAAUGUAAAUCAACUUGUGUUGAAGCAAAAGGAAGAGAAAGGUGUUACCUUCCCAAAAUCGAAGGUCCUUGUAAGAGUUACUAUCCUCGAUGGUACUAUGACAGAGAAAGAAAAACUUGUUCUCAAUUUAUUUACAGUGGCUGCCUUGGUAACACAAAUCGAUUUGAAACAAGAGAAGAAUGUGAUGAAUUAUGUGGAACUCAGGAAUAUCUUGAUGCUUGUGAUCAGAAGUUGGAACCUGGACCUUGUGCAGGCAAUUUCACCCGUUGGUACUUUAACAAAGAAACUCAAUCAUGCUCUACAUUUAAUUAUGGAGGCUGCCAAGGGACCAAAAACAACUUCCUUACUGAAUCAGCCUGUAAGAUAAAAUGUUUGCAACCUGGAAAAAUGAAAGAGGAAUGCUCACUACCUCGGGAGAAGGGCACUUGCUUUGAGAAACAGCCCAAGUGGUACUUCGACUUUGCUGAAAACAAGUGCUUGCCUUUCCAUUACUCUGGUUGUGGUGGUAAUGAGAAUAACUUUGAUUACAGAGAGUACUGUGAACUAGCAUGUCCUCCGAGGAUUGAACUUGAUACUUGUGUACUGCCUCCAAUGGAAGGUGAAUUAUGUAAACAAAAUUACACUGAAAGAUAUUUCUAUGAUUCAUUAAUAAAGCAAUGUAGACCAUUUUACUUUGGUGGAUGUGGAGGUAAUAACAACAACUUUGUUUCAUUGGUUGAUUGCCAGAGGCGCUGUGACAUAAAGUCUCUUCCACAAGAAAGCCCACUGAUAUUCACUACAGACAUGUGCUUUAUGGCAAGUGAUUCAGGCAGUUGUUCUGGCUCUGAAAUUCGAUGGUUUUAUGACAGACGAGAUGGUAUUUGCAAACAGUUUAGAUAUUCAGGCUGUGGUGGAAAUGGCAAUAAAUUUGCGUCCCGGCAAGAUUGUGAAUUUUCUUGCGGCAAUAUUCAAGAUGUUUGCACAUUACCACGAGUUGUUGGACCGUGUGAUAGUACAAUUAGACAGUGGCAUUAUGAUCAAGCCACUCAAUCUUGCCAAGCAUUUGACUAUGGAGGUUGCCAAGGAAAUGGUAAUAGAUUUGAUUCGGAAGAAGAAUGCAGGAGCCGAUGUGUCAAGGCGACAGACGUUGCUCCCGUUACUCAGCAUCCUUACGAAAAUAUAUGUUACUUCCCUGUCCAACCUGGUCCUUGUCUCAAGCAGAUUCCAGCCUGGCAUUAUGAUCCCAAUUCAGCAACCUGUAAACUGUUUUAUUAUGGAGGCUGUGAAGGCAAUGCGAACAGAUUCAUGUCAGAAGAGCAAUGCGAAAGGCAGUGUGGUCAAUUCAGAGGGCAAGAUCCCUGCUCAGUUGAAAAAGAAGUUGGUCAUUGUGAGAAAAAUGAACAGAAAUAUUUCUAUAACAUCCAAACUCAAAGUUGUGAAGAGUUUGUAUACAAUGGGUGUGGAGGAACUCCUAAUAGAUUCAGUUCCAAUGUAGAAUGCCAGGCGGUAUGUCUAGAGAAGCACGAGCCCCCUAUACCUGUUGAUGAAGUUACCCCAGCUGUCAACCAAGCUAUUUGCAAUCUACCAAUGGAAGCCGGAACUUGCAAUGGUUCUUAUAGACGGUGGUAUUAUGAAGCGAGAAGGAACAGCUGUUAUCCAUUUUAUUAUUCAGGGUGUGCCGGUAAUCUUAAUAACUUCCUUACCCAUCAAGAAUGCAAUGACUUCUGCACACCUAUAACAAAGGAACCAUCUGGCAAUGAAAUAGACGUUGAUGAACAACAGAAAAAAUGUGCUGAGAUAGAAAGGAAAUGUGAAUUACUUAGUGGUUGCCGCUAUGGGCAAGAACAAUGGGUCGACUCGGCUGGGUGCUCUGCUUGCCGUUGCCAUGAGCCUUGCCUCUCUUCACCACCUGACUGUUCACCAGGCCAUUCCUGCAACGUUGAGCUGAUACAGAACCCUCAGACUGGUUAUACUGAAUACAGAGCAGUAUGUAGGCCAGAUAUAAAACCAGGAGAUUGUCCUGUUUUUGCAACAAGUGAAAAUUGUAAUCAAGAAUGUAGAAAAGAUUCAGAAUGCCCCGAUGAUCAUAAAUGCUGUUACAAUGGUUGUGGAACACAAUGUUCACCACCUCGCUCUGAAGAACCUGUCACCCGUGAGCCACAGUUCCCUGAGUCUCCAGGGGAAGCCCCUGUGAUAUCUGAUGAGAGCCCAACUGAUGAAAUCUCUCAGGAAGGCUAUUACGCCACUUUCAACUGCAUAACAAGAGGACGUCCUACUCCCACUGUCAGUUGGCACAGAGAUGGAGUCAAGUUACAAGUGAAUGUCACUGGAGGUGGAAGAUACAGGCUUCUUGAAAAUGGUACAUUGCAAGUCAUCGGACUAGAGAAAUCUGAUGCUGGAACUUAUACAUGUACAGCUUCUAAUGGCAUCGAGCCUGAUGCAACAAGGGACUACAAGUUGACAGUACAUGAUGGUGUGAGGCGGGAUGCAGCUGUAGUCGGUGAAGAGAAUACUGAUAUGGUGGUGAGCCUUGGUAAUCCUGCAACCCUUACCUGUUAUGCUAUUGGGUGGCCAAGACCGUCAGUCAACUGGUGGCAUGGUUCUCAGAUGCUGCCAUUGAUCUCUGAAAUAUUUGAACAGAAACGAGACAACACAUUGCUCAUUAGGCGUGUUGCAUUGUCAAACCUCGGUAUCUACACAUGCCAAGUCUACAAUGGAGAGGGCAAAGCUGCCUCUUGGACUGUUGCUCUGAAAGUAAUAGGCCCAGUAACAUCUUUGGAUCCUAACGACGUCACUUAUAAUCAGUUUGUACUGCCCGCACCAAGGACCCCUGCAGUAGAUGCUAGAGCUCCGUAUCGCCCACCUCCACCUCCACCUCCCCCUCAAACACAACCGCCAAUACCUACCACACCAGUCCCUGUGAGAGCAAAUAUUAGCAAUGUAGCGCAAGAUGUAAAUGCUGGAUCGAACUUCAACCUUAAAUGUGAUGUAACUGGAGAUCCAAGGCCUGCGAUAAAGUGGUACAAAGACUCCAACCCAAUUGAAUCAACUGAUAGAAUUUCAGUUUCAGGUGACACAUUAUACUUAAAUAAGGUUCAGAAAGAAGAUUCAGGGGAAUAUAAAUGUAUCGCUGACAAUGGGUAUACUGCUGCUGAAACUUCCGUUCUUAUAAAUGUUAAAGAAAUGAUUCAUCCAAACUGUACUGACUCUCCAUUCCUGGCAAAUUGUAAACUCAUCAUUGAGGCCAAGUACUGUAAUCAUAAAUUUUAUGCCAAGUUCUGCUGUAAGUCAUGCACUGAAGCGGGGCUGCUACCUGUUAACAGAUUCGAUGGCCCUUGGACAAGAACAAAGAGAUUUAUACCUGAACGCUUAACUCACUUUAGGUUAUUACCUUCUGUAUAAAAGUAUUUUUCAACUUUUCAGAUACUGAUAAUACAUUGACCAUAGAUUUUAUAUAUUUUUUUAACUUUGUCAGCAACAUGAAAUUUCAAUUUAAUUGUUGUAUUAUAAAUAUCAAUGGUGAGACCAUAUAUAUCUGUUGUUUCUGGUGUAACCAGAGAACCAUCUAUGAAAUUUUAUUCGUUGUAUAACUAUAUACAAUGUUAAAGAAUCGUGUAUCGUAUAUAGGACAGUAUUCAGGAAGGCCUGAAGCCAUUUUUAGUUGUUAUAUAACAUGUUAAAUGUUACCCUUAUUGUUCCUUUAAAAAUUUGUUUACCCCAGAUGAUCAGUGGGUUCACUGCCACUAUUUUAACUGGCAAAUGCCGAUACAUAUAAUUAUGUAUUUGUUUUAUACAUAGAGAAAUAAGUGUAAUUUAUUAUUUAAGAAAGAAUAUAUGUGAAUAAGUGAUAGUACAAUGUAUGUAAUUUUUUGAUAUUUAUAUUUAAAAUUAUUAUUAGUAUUAAGUCAAAAAAUGUCAAUACGACACUUAUAUUUCACAUAGAUCAAUGUAUUAUUGGAAGUGUACAAAUAAGUUAUAUGCUACUUCUAAGUCAUUUGUUAAUACAGAAUUUAAUGAAAUGAAUAGACCAUGGGCUAGAUUUUUAAUUUUAAGUGAAAUAGUAUAAUUCCUUUUUUUAUAUAUAUUAAAAUCAUUGUGCCUUAUUGUAUACUGUGAUUUACUUUAGAUUUUCAGAAUAAUUAGCAGAUGAUUCAUUUUGAAUAAUUAUGUAAAAUAAAAACAUAUUUUUAGUUUUAAUCAUCAAAACACUUCUGUUGACUCACUAAUUUUGAUGAAAGAAAACCAGUAAGUUUGUCAUUUAAUGUACAUAUAUAAAUAUAUUAAAAUAUAAUUUGUGUCAUUUAUUUCUACCAAAUUUUAUAUAUCUAUUUAAAACAAUUAUAAACAUUACAAUAUUUUUUUAUAAAGGGAUAUAUUUAGCAAUGACUGCAAUAAAUCUUUUUGAGUUUAA